Molecule: messenger RNA, 2989 nt
Organism: Suncus etruscus (white-toothed pygmy shrew)
Lineage: Eukaryota; Metazoa; Chordata; Mammalia; Eulipotyphla; Soricidae
Gene: EXT2
Product: exostosin glycosyltransferase 2
Exons: 15
Coding region: 261-2450 (729 amino acids)
Cellular component (GO): membrane
Molecular function (GO): glycosyltransferase activity
Source: RefSeq, a predicted model, not a curated record
ACGCAGUGCGACGGGUGUCAGACGGCCGAGCCUAGGAGCCGACCCGGAUCCCUCAAGUUUGCUCGCCCGCCCGGGCGGCGGCGACCCAUGUCCCGCGGCAUGAGCCGGUGAUCGCACGCGGGGCCGAGCGGGAGGCAGCCGUGGCCGAGGGUCCCUAGAGGCCAGCCCAGCUCGGGGAAUAGUGGUGUGAGACCGGACGCACCCACCCUCCUAUGUAACAUGGACCUUUGCUGGCGCAGCUGAGCUGUGGCUGGACCCCAAUGGAGUGGCAGGAGGAGGUCGUAUGUGCCACUAUGUGUGCCUCGGUCAAGUCCGGCAUUCGGGGUCCCGCCCUCAUCCCCAGGAUGAAGACCAAGCACCGUGUCUACUACAUCACGCUCUUCUCCGUGGUGCUGCUGGGCCUCAUCGCCACGGGCAUGUUCCAGUUCUGGCCCCAUUCCAUCGAGUCGGCGGCCGACUGGGGCACCGACAAGCGCAGCGUGCGGGACGUGCCCUUGGUGCGGCUGCCAGCCGACAGCCCUGUUCCGGAGCGUGGUGACCUGAGCUGCAGGAUGCACACCUGCUUCGACGUGUACCGCUGCGGCUUCAGCCCCAAGCACAAGAUCAAGGUUUACAUCUAUGCUCUCAGGAAGUACGUGGAUGCGGCAGGGGAGCCUGUGAGCCACACCAUCUCCCGUGAGUACAACGAGCUGCUGGCUGCCAUCGCCGACAGCGACUACUACACCGAUGACAUCGGCCGCGCCUGCCUCUUUGUGCCCUCCAUCGACGUGCUCAACCAAGGCACCCUCCACAUCCGAGAGACGGCACAGGCUCUGGCCCAGCUCGCCAGGUGGGACCGGGGUACCAAUCACCUGCUGUUCAACAUGCUGCCCGGUGGCCCACCAGAUUAUAACACGGCUUUGGACGUCCCAAGAGAUAGGGCCCUGUUGGCUGGUGGCGGCUUUUCCACAUGGACUUACCGGCAAGGCUAUGAUGUCAGCAUUCCAGUCUACAGCCCACUGUCCGCUGAGGUGCAGCUUCCAGAGAAAGGACCCGGCCCAAGGCAGUACUUCCUCCUGUCCUCCCAGACCGGCUUGCACUCCGAGUACAGGGAUGAGCUGGAGGCGCUGCAGGCCAAGUAUGGGGAGUCAGUCCUGGUGCUGGGAAAAUGCACUAACCUCUCGGAGGGUGCCGUUGAGUCCCGAAAGCGCUGUCACAAGCACCAGGUCUUCGAUUACCCGCAAGUGCUGCAGGAGGCCACUUUCUGCGUGGUCCUUCGUGGAGCUCGGCUGGGCCAGGCGGUGCUGAGUGACGUGCUUCGAGCUGGCUGUGUCCCGGUCAUCAUGGCAGAUUCCUACGUUCUGCCUUUCUCGGAGGUUCUCGACUGGAAGAGAGCGUCGGUGGUGGUGCCCGAGGAGAAGAUGUCGGAGGUAUAUAGCAUCCUGCAGAGCAUCCCCCAAAGACAGAUUGAAGAGAUGCAGAGACAGGCACGAUGGUUCUGGGAAGCAUACUUUCAGUCCAUCAAAGCCAUCGCCCUGGCCACUCUGCAGAUUAUCAAUGACCGGAUCUACCCAUAUGCCGCCCUCUCCUAUGAAGAAUGGAAUGAUCCUCCCGCUGUGAAGUGGGCCAGCGUGAGCAACCCCCUCUUCCUUCCUCUGAUCCCACCACAGUCUCAGGGCUUCACGGCCAUCGUCCUCACCUACGAUCGUGUGGAGAGCCUCUUCCGGGUGAUCACAGAAGUAUCCAAGGUGCCCAGUCUUUCCAAGCUGCUGGUCGUGUGGAACAACCAGAAUAAAAACCCCCCUGAAGAAUCUCUUUGGCCCAAAAUCCGAGUUCCACUAAAAGUGGUGAGGACUGCUGAAAAUAAGCUGAGUAACCGUUUCUUCCCUUAUGAUGAAAUCGAGACGGAAGCUGUUCUGGCCAUCGAUGACGACAUCAUCAUGCUGACCUCGGACGAGCUGCAGUUUGGUUACGAGGUCUGGAGGGAGUUUCCGGACCGGCUGGUAGGUUACCCGGGUCGUCUGCAUCUCUGGGACCAUGAGAUGAACAAGUGGAAGUACGAGUCAGAGUGGACCAAUGAAGUGUCCAUGGUGCUUACAGGGGCAGCUUUUUACCACAAGUAUUUCAAUUACCUGUACACCUAUAAAAUGCCCGGGGACAUCAAGAACUGGGUGGAUGCUCACAUGAACUGUGAAGACAUCGCCAUGAACUUCCUGGUGGCCAACGUCACGGGGAAAGCUGUCAUCAAGGUAACACCACGCAAGAAAUUCAAGUGUCCAGAGUGCACAGCCAUUGAUGGGCUCUCAUUGGAUCAGACACACAUGGUGGAGCGGUCUGAGUGCAUCAACAAGUUUGCCUCGGUGUUCGGGACCAUGCCCCUCAAGGUGGUGGAGCACCGGGCUGACCCCGUGCUGUACAAGGACGACUUUCCCGAGAAGCUCAAGAGUUUCCCCAACAUCGGCAGCUUAUGAAACGCACCUUCGGGGGAGCAGGACCUUGAGAUGAGGACUCCUCUCUCUGCCUCCCCUGGCCAGAGACAAUUAGGAGGACAAGGAUGAUGGAGGAUCUCCGGGUGGACCAACCUGGACCCUGCUCAGCUUCCCAGCGUCAAAAGCCUAGAGGUGCCGUCCCUACGGUGCCCUGAGCUGGCAGGGUCCGGCCUAGUCCAGCGCCUGUCCCUCCUGUCCACCGAUCAGCACUAGUGGAAGGUGUAGCAGAAAACCCGGACAUGUGUGAAGAUCAGCUCAGAAGAAGGGAUACACCGCUGGGGAGAAAGCCUGGGGAACAGGGACCCUCUCAGCGUUUGGAGUCAUUUCAAAUCUGUGCUCAGAAAAAAAAAAACAGCCUGAUGCUGCCAUCCUUGUGGGGUUAUAGGGCUUGCCUGGGAGGGAACCCCCAGGUCUGUGCAGUGACAACACCAAAUGCCCCAUCCAGAGCCACUGAGUUCUGUCAGUAGUUUCUAUUGGUUGAGCUGUUUGAUAUGAUUAAAAUUAUUUUUUAAUUCCCUUUC